GAAAAAAUCGAAGUCAGCAAACUGAAUAUUAUCUUCUCUGUCGUUUUAGUUCAGAUAAAGUGAUACAAUGCCGCCAAAUAAAGAUCACGUUAACCCAGAAAAAUGUACAAAGGACUGUUCUACUGAAAUUUCAGUGGAUCCAAGCUUGAAAUGGAGAGAUUUCAACCAAAAACACAAAAGAAGUGACGGAUCUGAAAUUCCAAGUUGUAUUUUUUCCUCAACAAUGGAAAAUGACAAUCGAAAUAUGACUGUGAAUUCAUCUUUAAAAAUUGCAGCAUUUGACUGGGAUUGGACUCUUAUUAAGACAGUCGAUGGACGAUUAUUUGAUGAUUCAGAAAGCACUGCAGAAGUAACAUGGCUUUAUGACUGUAUACCUCAUAAACUACGUCAAUUAUACAAAGAUGGAUUCACUAUAGCAAUAUUCUCAAAUCAACCAGGGAUUGAGAAAAGGACCACAACUAUAGAAGAAGUGAAACAAAGAAUUGAUGAUGUUAUCAAUAGCCUGGGGGUUCCAGUAAAUGUCUUUAUCUCUACAGGGUACAAUGCAUGUAGGAAACCCAGCCCAGAUAUGUGGAAGAUAUUCUUGGAGCACUUUACAAGUUCAGUCUCUCAGGUUGAUAUGAAAGAGAGUUUUUUUGUUGGUGAUUCGGCAGGUCGUCUCGCAGAUUGGAGUCCAGGGAAACCCGCUGAUUUCCACUGUGGAGAUAGACAGUUUGCAGCUAAUGUUGGGAUAGAUUUCCAUACUCCUGAAGAGUUUUUUCUGCAAGAAGAUAGCGCUCCAUUCCAGUGGGAGAAAGUCUAAUAUAACAGAGGGCAUAUCCAAGAGGGAUACCUUAUACAGUGGAAGAUAUUUCAAUGAGACAAUAUUGUCAAUAAGACAAAGCCUAAUAUAAUGACAAAUGUUUCAAUGGGAGAAGGCUUCAUAUAAUGAAAGGUAUAAAUGUAACACAAAUCACUCAAUCUAAUACUGCUGAUUUGAGGAGAUAUUUUUAGUCAAUGUGGUAUUUUUGGAAAAAAAUAUUAUUGUUAAUUCCAGUUUGUGAUAUUCAGUUGACGUUCACUCGAAUUUUGGAAAUUUUGGGGUUUUGUUCCUUUUGAGCACCUGUAAAAUGGAACACCUCUAUAAGUGGAACACCUUUAUUAGUGCUUUCUUUAGCACAACCAAGGGUGUUCCACAUCUGCAUGUUUUA
This is a messenger RNA of Owenia fusiformis, 1190 nucleotides long. The record is from the annotation of a GenBank genome assembly. NCBI's taxonomy places the organism in Eukaryota, Metazoa, Annelida, Polychaeta, Sabellida, Oweniidae.